Molecule: messenger RNA, 1155 nt
Organism: Penicillium waksmanii
Lineage: Eukaryota; Fungi; Ascomycota; Eurotiomycetes; Eurotiales; Aspergillaceae
Product: COP9 signalosome complex subunit 6
Exons: 3
Coding region: 1-1155 (384 amino acids)
Biological process (GO): protein deneddylation
Cellular component (GO): COP9 signalosome
Molecular function (GO): metallopeptidase activity; protein binding
Source: RefSeq, a predicted model, not a curated record
AUGGAGUCCACACAAUCCCUUCUUUCCCAAAAGUCCUCGGACUCAGGGCUUCACAUUCAGCUUCACCCUCUGGUACUUCUCACCAUCUCUGAUCACAUCACCCGACAUGCCGCACGGCGGCAACAAGGCCCAACUAUCGGGGCCCUUUUAGGCCAGCAAAAUGGACGAGAGAUCACCAUCGAGCAUGCGUUUGAGUGUCCUGUCACGGUUGACACAUCUGAGGCCCUUCUCCCCGAGCCAUGGUUUGAGGAGCGACUGAAGCAAUUCAAGGAUGUACACAAGGACCCUCCUCUCGAUCUUGUGGGCUGGUGGUCAACUGCUUCACCAUCAGGUCCCGAGGCCUCACAUCUCCCCGUCCACCGCCAGCUUCUCCAAGACUACAACGAAUCCGCCCUCUUUCUAGCCUUCCACCCCUCUCAACUCAAGACCGACUCGCUCGGAGCGAAGCUUCCAUUGACGAUCUACGAGAGUGUCCUUGAAGGGGAGAGCGCCGCAGAUGGCUCUAAGGAUAUGCAAAUAGAUGGCGAGGAGCGAGCUAUGAAUAUCCGCUUCCGCGAGUUGCCAUAUUCUGUCGAAACCGGCGAGGCGGAGAUGAUUGGGGUUGACACCAUUGCCAAGGGAUCUGGAACUGCUUCAUGGACCGAACCCGCAGCCCAAGGCUCAAAGAACACCAACAAGAAUAAGAAAGAAAGCUCACAGGCGGAGCUAACACAAGAGGAAGAAGAAUUAAUCGCAAACCUCAACACCCGCCUUAACGCCAUUCGCACCCUUGAAUCCCGAAUCUCCCUCAUUAAAUCUUACGUCUCCAGCGUCACAGAAUCAAACGAUCCCGCCAACCCAUCCUCUCCACAAAUGUCGCACGCCAUCAUUCGCAACAUCAACUCGCUCAUCGCUCACCUCUCCAUCCUGUCCCCGCGUGAUGCGAACGCCUUCAGAUCCGAAGUUCUCUCGCAAAACAACGACGUCAAACUCGUUUCCCUCCUCGGUCAAAUGGGCGAAAGCGUCAAGGCCAUGACUGAACUGGGCCGCAAGUCGGUUAUCGUCCAAGGAGCGCGUCAGACGAAACAGGCCCGGACACACAUGGAACCUAGCACUCUACCUAAAAGUUUUGAGGAGGAACUGUUUCGUCAAGAUUUGAUGGGCUCCCGAGCAUAG